UCAUCACGUUCCAUGCAGAUGACUGUACUCGUUCAGAAAAGCAACAGGAUUGUCUAUGGGUGGGGGAAUCAUGAGUGCAUCGGGAAAUCUAUUAAACCGCAGCCUGAUCGAGUGUUCAUACUUUUUCCCAGUAGUGGUUAUGAAUGAACUUAAAAAUGUCCAGGCAACCUACAGAAACCUCUCUGUAGAUUUUGACUAUUAUCAUUGUGAAAAUGGAGCUAAAAGUAAACUUGUUAAUUUGAAUGGCACUAUUCCUGUGCUAUGCAGAGGCAUAAUUUAUAAUGUUCCAAUUAGCAUCUGGUUGCAUAACGAACAUCCCCAGAUUCCACCAAAAUGUUUUGUGAAGAAGCUGCUAAUUCUGCAUCAAAACCCUGGAAUCCAUAUAGAUAACACUGGCCUGGUGUCUUCAAGUUACUUACACAGCUGGAGAUAUCCAGCGUCACAUUUGGUCGGUCUUAUUGAAGACGUGAGAAAAUCUUUAAUGAAUUGCUUAAUUGAUCCACUGCAGAUUCCUCUUUCUCAAGAACAGCACUCUCCCACCUCUGUCGUUCUGCCUUCUUGGCCAAGCACUGUACCUUCCAUUGGGAAUAAUUAUUCAAGUUUCAAGAACAUUCCUCAACCGUUGAAUUCUGGCUGUUUCCAGCCUUUCUAUUCAAAUAUAUGGUCUCUUGGUUACCAAUAUCAAGGCAGUGCUUAUCCUAUGACACCUGCAGGAAUUUCACCACGUUCGUCAUCUUCCAGACCUUUGCAUGAAACUGUUGAGAGAAAGUCUGAUCAAGCAUUGAAGAAGAAAAUGGAUUCUGUAGAACAAACUGCAGACCUUUUUGAAGACUUGCAUUUGGACAAAGUACUAAAUGCAUUUGACUUGGCGACAUCUUUGAAAAACAAACAAGGUGUAGCUGAUGAUACUUUUUCUUCUGAUCGAAUUGAAUCUGAAAAUGCAAAACCUUUGAGGUUACACGAUGCUCAAAAUUCAAGCUCUCACAAGGAUGAACGGAGAGUGCAUGUACUUAACAUUCCUGUUGAGUUUCCAGCACACAGGAUGAAAGAUAAGCUUACCAUAAUUUUUCAGCGUGCUGUCAACGGUGGUGGAGAAAUAGUCAACUUUCAGUAUCCGACUAGAAUUCCAGGAUCUGCUGUUAUUACAUUUUGUGAUGCCAAAGUUGCAGAAAGAGUUGUCAAACAGGAACAUCGCUUGAUCACCAUUAAUAAUAAAAAAUUUCCCAUACAAGUGAAGUUGUACAAUGAAAAAGAUGGUGUGUUGGAUAAAGAUGUCAUUGGAACUGAAAUUUGCCCUAUGGUUACGGUGGAGUCAUCAUCGAUUCCUGUUGAUUUGCCAAAGGAAAAAUCAGAAAUUUUCCAGAGUUUAAUGAGCAUUCAGGACAAUAAUUUCACUGCUGAGGAUGUGAUGGAAGCUGUGGAGUCUGGUUUAAACUUCGAAUCAGCUUUGCGGUAUCUUUCUCAUGAGUGUCCUAUUUGUGGAGAGCAUGUAACCUUUAGCAAGGUUGUGACAAUGACAUACUGUAACUGUUCAUUCUGUAAAGACUGUUUUAGACAAUAUUUUUCAUCAGUUAUAAAGGAGAAGAGUAUAGUUAAUAUGGUUUGCCCAAAAUGCAGUGCACCAGAUCUGAAAAGUCCCAACCUCCAAGAGGAUGUCACAGAAUACUUCAACUUCUUGGAUAUUCAGAUUCGCUAUUAUCUUGACGAAGGGCUUCAUGAGUUGUUCCAAAGAAAGCUUCGAGACCGAACUUUGAUGGAAAUGCCAAACUUCAGAUGGUGUGCACAUUGUUCCUUCGGACUGUUACAUGAAGUAGAUCGACUGAGAAUGGAUUGUCCUUCUUGUAAGAAAAGCACAUGCUUCCAAUGCAAAAUUCCAUGGGAGCAACAGCAUGAAGGAAUCAGCUGUGAAAAGUUUAGGUUAUGGAAACAGCAGAAUAACCCUGAAUAUCAGGCAAGCAAACUGGAUGUCUACCUCGCCAAAAAUGGAAUAGAGUGCCCUAAUUGCAGAGUUCGAUUUGAUCUGUCAAGAGGAGGUUGUAUUCAUUUUAGAUGCACAGAGUGCCAUUAUCAGUUCUGUGGUGGCUGUAAGCAACCCUUUAAAUUAGGAUCGGCUUGUGGAUUCAUGAGUGACUGCCACACUAAGGGUUUACAUGCGCAUCAUCCCCGGGACUGUUUCUAUCACCUCAGAGACUGGAGUGUGGAACGGCUGCAGCAGCUAUUGAAAAAUGCGGGUAUUUCCUUGACUGGCAUUGUAACAGAUAACAGUCUAGAACAGAUGGAAGGUAAAUGUAAAGUUACAGAGCAAAGAGAUACAUCACAAGGUCUGAAAGAUAAACAGUGUGGGCAUCCAUCAGUGAAAGGCUACUUGGGCUUCUGCAAAAUGCAUUUUAUAGAGUUUUUGGUGGAACUCAUUAAUAAAAGUUCUUUGGACCCAGUCCUACUAUACAAUAAGGAGGAAAUGUUAAUUGAACUACAACGCUGGGGUGUAGCAAUCCCUAACCAACAUGUGAAUGAAGAAGACAAACAAUUUACGCAAAGACUAAGAGUUAAAAUAUUGAAUGAAUUAAAGCUGGACAAUCCACAAAAAGUUUUUGAUAAGAACACAGGAUGAUUUGCUUCCAUCGGGCAGAUGUCCAAUGAGUUGUACCUGCAUCCAAGUAAACACAAGACUUUAAACAUGAACUUAUAGAAAAUUUACAGCAUAGGAGAAGGCCAUUUGGCCAGUUACUGAGCCAGCAGCCUACCAUGAAAAUGCUUCACGAGCAAGAUGUUGAAUCAAGACAAAAUACUUGUCAAGUGAUAUCUUUAGAUCACUUGUUCUUUUUUUAAAUCACUAGUUAAUUUCAUGUAGCAUUGCUCAGAAUCAAAUGUUUAUUUGAAACAUGGAAAAAUUUGUGGCACAGAAGGAAACUGUUUGUCCUUGGUAGCUGAAAAAGAUUCCCAGUAUCUGGUCAUUGGUCUUAUGGGUUUCAGCAUUUCGAAUGCAUUUUCCAAGUUUUUGUUUUAGAUGUGAAUACUAUUUCUGCCUCUCGUAUCCACUGCAGGUGGUGAAUUCCACUCUCACCAAUCUUUAGAUGAAAAUUCAACUGCUUUUUCUUGAGAGAGAGGUUUUGGUCAAUAUCACUUUGGGGCUGUGUGCAUGAGGGGAAAGAUUGAAACUUAGCAUGCAGCUGAGCUUGAUGAUGUGUGGCAAUAACCUACACAUCAGUUACAGGCACAGAGCUUGGGGUGUGCUGUGCGAAUGUAUUACAGCAUCAGGCCAGUGUUUGGCUCCUGGGAUGCCUUUUCAAGAAAAAUAUAAUAGCUCUACCUGAAAGAAAGAAGCUCAAAAUGUAACACAUCAAAGUAGCCUUCAACAUUUUUAAGAAACCCUGGGAAAAUUAUGUAAACCGUGAAAAAUAUUAACGUUAUGUAAUGUUAAGAUAUAAUUUUAAAAGAGCAAAGAACUGUUUGUCUGCAUUACAGAAAAAGUUAUGAGAACAAUUUUUGUAGUGAGUACAGAAAUUGAUGUCAUUGCAAAAUUUCACCAAGCACGUGCUUCUAUUGGAGAGGACAUUGCACCUCUGUAGAUUCUUCACCCAUGAGUCAUGUACGGCAGAGCCCAGCAAUAAUUAAGUUUCUACUCUUUUUUUUUUCCCACUAUCCCGUGUCUGCAUGGGUUUCCUCCGGGUGCUCGAGUUUCCUCCCACAGUCUGAAGUUGUACAGGUUAGGUGAAUUGGC
Messenger RNA from Chiloscyllium plagiosum (whitespotted bambooshark), 3721 nucleotides. RefSeq lists its product as uncharacterized. NCBI's taxonomy places the organism in Eukaryota, Metazoa, Chordata, Chondrichthyes, Orectolobiformes, Hemiscylliidae. Gene Ontology annotation, biological process: protein linear polyubiquitination; protein transport. The record is from RefSeq and is a predicted model, not a curated record. Gene Ontology annotation, cellular component: LUBAC complex. Gene Ontology annotation, molecular function: linear polyubiquitin binding; ubiquitin protein ligase activity; RNA binding.